Molecule: messenger RNA, 2515 nt
Organism: Penaeus indicus
Lineage: Eukaryota; Metazoa; Arthropoda; Malacostraca; Decapoda; Penaeidae
Gene: nclb
Product: periodic tryptophan protein 1 homolog
Exons: 12
Coding region: 82-1866 (594 amino acids)
Biological process (GO): rRNA processing
Cellular component (GO): nucleus
Molecular function (GO): protein binding
Source: RefSeq, a predicted model, not a curated record
UAGUAUUGGAACCAUCAGCUGUUUUGACAAACGUAAACACGUGUGGCAGAAAACGUGUUCCCAAACAAAACAAAAGGCACAAUGGAGUCAGACCAAAUGAGUUUCAUUACUUGCGCAGCGUGGGUUCCCAAAGGAGUUGCAAAGAGCAAACCAGACAAAGUAAUUAGAGAAUUGGACGAUGAGGAAAAUGAGGAAGAGUCCAGUGAUGAAGAGAACGAGGAGGAAAUGGAAGGAGAGGAGGAAGACCUUGAUGAAAAGGAGCAGGGAGACGAUAAGGAAAACAGGGAAAUAGAAGACAAAGAGGAAGAGGAAGAGAUCGAGGAUGAGGAGUUCGAAGAAGAGGAAGAGGAAGUAGAAAAAGAAGCCGCGGAAACAGAGCCCAUGGUCGAGGAAGCAACCAUGGCAGAAGUACCCGAAAAGAAGGAAGGAUUGAGUAAAAGCCAGAAGAGGAGGAAGAAAAAGAACAAGAAGAAAGAGCUCAAAAAGAAGCAAGAAGAGGAGGAGGAAGAGGAAGAGUUAGACAACAUUCUCAACCUUGAUGACUACGACAAAGAAGUAGAUACCAUUUCACAGAAGUUAACAAUGAGCAACAUCGCAGUCUUCGCUAACAACGAUGAUGAUCCCCACCUGACUGUCAAGGAUGCCGAUAAUAAGGACAGCGAUGAUGAAGACGAGGUCAUUAUGUCGAGCGAUAACCUUGUUGCAGUUGGUCAUGUUGAUGGUGAUGCAGCCAUUUUGGAGAUAUAUGUGUACAAUGCAGAGGAAUCCAGUUUCUACGUCCACCACGACAUCCUCCUCCCAGCAAUCCCUCUUUGCAUGGAGUGGAUGAACUACGAUCCUGGAGAUGAAUACCUCAGACCAGGCAACAUGCUGGCCAUAGGAAGCAUGGCACCUGUAGUGGAUGUGUGGGACCUCGACAUAGCAGAUUCCUUGGAGCCAGCCUUCUCUCUUGGUAAGAAAGGAAGCAAGAAGAAGAAGAUUGCAGGAGUUGGACAUAAGGAUGCCGUGCUGUCCCUUGCCUGGAACACACAUGCAGAGCAUGUUUUAGCAAGUGGAUCAGUUGACCAGACAGUCAUCCUGUGGGACAUGGAGCAUGGAACAGUUGCCCAGCAGUUGAAAUGCUUCAAGGAAAAAAUCCAAUCCAUAAAGUGGCACCCCAAAGAAGCACACACACUGCUUGCGGGAUCAUGUGACAAGAAAGUGAGAAUGCUUGACUGCCGAAGCAACGACACAUUCCAAGCAUGGAAAGUGGAUGGAGAAGUUGAGUCAGUGCUCUGGGACAAACACAGUCAGAAUCCUCACAAUUUUCUGGCUAGCACAGAUGCAGGCACAGUGUACGCAUUUGAUGGCAGAAAAGAUAAGCCUUUAUGGACUUUGGAUGCACAUCAUAAAUCAUGUUCAGCAAUGAGCAUGAGCCCUACCUGUCCUGGAUGCCUGGUGACAGCCUCCAUGGACGAGACUGUCAAGGUGUGGGAUGUGGCCUCAGACAAGCCGGUCCUGGUAGAGGAGCACAAGAUGAACCUGGGCGUGAUCCAGUGCCUCUCAGCCUGCCCUGACUGGCCCUUUGUCUUCUGCAUGGGCGGGGACAACAAGGAAAACAACUUCAAGGUGUGGGAUAUCAGGAACUCUGUUAAAGUGCGCACGCAAUUCUGUCCUCGAAUGGGUAUGCCAACGGACGAGGACAUGGACACAGAAGUAGCAACAAAAGCCCUAAGCAACGUGCACCUCGAAGAUGAUGAUAGCGUCCAAGUGGUAUCGGGAAAAGUACCCCCUGCUGCCGCUGCUGCUCCUGCUAACUUUAAGCCCAAAGUCAAGAAAUUCCACAAAAAGAAGGGAGGUCAUCUUAGUAAAAAGAAGAGAUGGUAAAAUUAUUUAUAUUACUAGUAGGAACAUUAUUCACCUGUUUAUAAGGUGGGGGGGGGUAAAUGUAAACUUUUUUUUUUUUUUUUUUUUUUCUCUCUUAAUUCUUGCACUUAAUUAUUAAAUGUAAAUAAUAAGAUCUUAAAACUACAAGUCACAUAGCUAGAGAUGCUUUGUACUCUUAGUAUGUUGUAAGACUUCCUUAAAGAAUAAUUUACCUUAUAUUUUUCUGAUAAUGUUGUCGUCUAAAUGCCACAAAAUUGAUGGAUCUUAUGUUUCAGACCCAGUCCAGCUGUGGUUAUAAAAGAGUCAUUUAGAUACUGGGGGAGAGUUAGUUUAUAUUCUUAUAUGUUAUUUAUAAGAGACUUCUGUGAAUACUAUUUAAUGCAAGAUCACUGUAAAUACAUGAGUGUCGGUUGGAUUUUAUAAAAGUAAUCGUUUUGAAAGCAACUGAUGUUUCUUUGCUUAAUAUUCUCAAUAAAAUACAAACUGAGUGCUUGAAUGUAAAUACAGAAAUAUUUGUUUUUCUGGAACUGUUAUUUGGAUUAUGUUAUUCUCAUUUAAACUUUUCUUUCUAGAUUUUUUUUGUGUUGUUGAUAUUAGGGAUUCAAUAUUUUUCUUCUGAAUAGUUGAAAAUAAUAAAAAAAAAUGUGUA